AUGACCUUCACACUUCCCACCACCAAAAACCGUCCCAUAACCGUCCUAGGUGGUGGUGUUCUCGGCCGUCGCAUCGCCUGCACAUGGGCAUCUGGAGGUUGGGACGUACGCAUCCGCGACCCUUCACCCGAACAGCGCAACGCAGCGCUCCACUACAUCGAAAACAACAUGUCCAUCUACGCAUCCGCCAUCCAAUGUUCGUCUCCGGGCACCGUAACCGUUCAUGGAGACUUAGCCGAAGCGGUAAAAGGAGCGUGGAAUGUUAUUGAAGCGGUGCCAGAAAAGUUGCAGUUGAAGAUUGAUACGUUUGCCGAGUUGGAGAAACUGUGUGAGUCAGAUGCGCUGUUGGUUAGUAAUUCGAGUAGUUAUAAGACUUCGGAGAUGCUAGAGAAGGUGGGUGGGGAUACGAAGAAGAGAAUAUUUAAUACGCAUUAUAUGAUGCCGCCGGAUAAUAAGAUUGUGGAACUUAUGACGGAUGGAGAGACGGCGGAAGAAAUCUUUCCGUGGUAUGUAGAGAGGUUGAAGGAGGUGGGUAUGCAUCCUAUUGUUGCUAAGAGAGAGAGUACGGGGUUUGUGUUUAAUCGUGUUUGGGCGAGUAUUAAGAGAGAGUGCUUGAUGAUUCUUGCAGAGGGGGGUUUGGGUAGAGAUGUUUGGGGUGGAAAGGGGAUGGGCCCUUGUGCUAUGAUAGAUGGAGUGGGCUUGGAUACGGUCGCGUUUAUUGAAGAACAUUAUAUUAAGGAGAGGGGAUUACCUUCGGAGCAUACUGUUGAUUUUCUAAAGAAGAGUUAUUUGGAGGAGGGAAAGCUGGGUGCUAAAAGUGGGAAGGGAGGACUGUAUCCCCCUGGACAAACAACAAAAGUCAAGGGCGAAGAAAAAGAUCAUCAUGAGAAUUUGCAUGCUCCAUCUUUUCCUAGAUAUAUGCUAGAUAUUGGACUUAAUUCCCUGACCGAUACCCUAAACGCAGGUCGAAUCGUAGUCGGUUCCCCUGAUGGCCGUCAACUUCGAACUCUAGUCUCCGGCCAGCAUCUUCCAGACGGUCUUGACAUUUCUCUGAAGACCGGUCGUAUAUAUUGGACAUGCAUGGGCAUCCCAACAGCCAACGACGGCACAGUACAAUCAUGCAAACUCGACGGAAGCGACAUCCAAACUGUGAUUCCAUCCGGAGCAGUUCACACGCCUAAACAACUAAUCAUUGAUCAUGCCGCUUCCAAACUAUAUUUCUGUGACCGCGAAGGUUUACGAGUCAUGAGAUGUAACUUCGACGGAUCAGAACACGAAGCCAUUAUCCAAACCGGCGAUUGGCAAAAUCCAGAGGAUGCAAAAGAUCAACUCAAAUGGUGUGUGGGAAUCUCCAUAAACAACAAAGAAGGAAAAUUCUACUGGACGCAAAAGGGAUUUUCGAAAGGUGGGAAAGGUCGGAUCUUCCGCGCCAAUAUACAGAUGCCUGCGGGCCAAAAUGCUUCCACUAGAAAAGAUAUCGAGUUAUUGUUUCAAGAACUACCUGAACCUAUUGAUCUUGAGAUAGACGAAGAUACACAGACAUUGUAUUGGACUGAUAGAGGAGAUCCUCCUCGAGGAAACAGUCUGAACGCAGCAAAGCUUGGGGAAAAUUCAUUGAAAGCACUAGAGGAUGAUAGCGAAGAGAAGAACGAGUAUCAAAUCUUGACGAGACAAUUGCAUGAAGCGAUUGGAUUGAAACUUGAUACGGUUAAUAAACACGUUUAUUUGACGGAUUUGGGUGGUGCGGUGUAUAGAGUGGGAAUGGAUGGGAAGAAUAAAAAGAGGGUUUAUGAUGAGGAAUGUUCAUUUACGGGUCUUGGAUUGGCGCAUGUUUAA
Messenger RNA from Botrytis sinoallii, 1836 nucleotides. RefSeq lists its product as uncharacterized. Gene Ontology annotation, molecular function: NAD+ binding; oxidoreductase activity, acting on the CH-OH group of donors, NAD or NADP as acceptor. Gene Ontology annotation, biological process: fatty acid metabolic process. The transcript has 3 exons. The record is from RefSeq and is a predicted model, not a curated record. Lineage: Eukaryota; Fungi; Ascomycota; Leotiomycetes; Helotiales; Sclerotiniaceae. Bases 1 to 1836 code for a protein of 611 amino acids.